ACCAGAUUACAAAUUGUCACAUUCAAAACUUGCUAUUCCAAUCAGCAACAACAAACUAAAAAUGGUCGCCAAAUUCGUGAUCGUAUUGUCCCUGGCUGUGGCGGCUUACGCCGUGCCGCUGGUGGCGGUGGCCCCGGCAGAGUACGCCGCGCCUGCGCACUACGAGUUCUCGUACUCCGUGCACGACGAGCACAGCGGCGACGUGAAGCAGCAGCAGGAGGCUCGUGAGGGCGACGCCGUGCACGGCUCCUACUCGCUCGUGCAGCCCGACGGCGUGCACCGCAUCGUCGAGUACACCGCCGACAAGGAGCACGGAUUCAACGCCAACGUGCGCUACGAGGGCACCCCCGUGCACCCCGCUCCCGUCGCCAAGCUGGCCAUCGCCGCCCCCGUCGCCAAGCUCGCCUACGCCGCUCCCGUAGCCAAGCUCGCCUACGCCGCUCCCGUCGCCAAGGUAGCCUACGCGCCUGCCCCCGUGUCCUACGCUCACGCUCCCGUGGCCUACUCCGCGCCCGUCGCCAAGCUCGCCUACGCCGCGCCCGUAGCGCACUUCGUGAUCGUAUUGUCCCUGGCCGUAGCGGCUUACGCCGUGCCGCUGGUGGCGGUGGCCCCGGCAGAGUACGCCGCGCCUGCGCACUACGAGUUCUCGUACUCCGUGCACGACGAGCACAGCGGCGACGUGAAGCAGCAGCAGGAGGCUCGUGAGGGCGACGCCGUGCACGGCUCCUACUCGCUCGUGCAGCCCGACGGCGUGCACCGCAUCGUCGAGUACACCGCCGACAAGGAGCACGGAUUCAACGCCAACGUGCGCUACGAGGGCACCCCCGUGCACCCCGCUCCCGUCGCCAAGCUCGCCUACGCCGCCCCCGUAGCCAAGCUCGCCUACGCCGCUCCCGUAGCCAAGCUCGCCUACGCCGCUCCCGUAGCCAAGCUCGCCUACGCCGCUCCCGUAGCCAAGCUCGCCUACGCCGCCCCCGUCGCCAAGCUCGCCUACGCCGCUCCCGUAGCCAAGCUCGCCUACGCCGCUCCCGUCGCCAAGGUAGCCUACGCGCCUGCCCCCGUGUCCUACGCUCACGCUCCCGUGGCCUACUCCGCGCCCGUCGCCAAGCUCGCCUACGCCGCGCCCGUAGCGCACGUCACUUACUCCUCUCCCGCCAUCUCCUACCACCACUAGAUACCCUUGUUAAAUAGUUAGAUUGUUGUAUUUAUUGAAAUGAAAACGAGUUAUUAAAUUAUUUG
Messenger RNA from Helicoverpa armigera (cotton bollworm), 1239 nucleotides. RefSeq names its product cuticle protein-like. The record is from RefSeq and is a predicted model, not a curated record. The transcript has 3 exons. NCBI's taxonomy places the organism in Eukaryota, Metazoa, Arthropoda, Insecta, Lepidoptera, Noctuidae. Bases 62 to 1174 code for a protein of 370 amino acids. Gene Ontology annotation, cellular component: extracellular matrix.